This is a messenger RNA of Paraphaeosphaeria sporulosa, 7203 nucleotides long. Its product is annotated as putative alpha-1,3-glucan synthase. Bases 1 to 7203 code for a protein of 2400 amino acids. Gene Ontology annotation, cellular component: fungal-type cell wall. The transcript is spliced from 4 exons. Gene Ontology annotation, biological process: fungal-type cell wall (1->3)-alpha-glucan biosynthetic process. The record is from RefSeq and is a predicted model, not a curated record. Gene Ontology annotation, molecular function: alpha-1,3-glucan synthase activity. Lineage: Eukaryota; Fungi; Ascomycota; Dothideomycetes; Pleosporales; Didymosphaeriaceae.
AUGUUUGCAUCUCGCAAACUUCUGUCACUGUUUUGUCUCCUUCUGCCUGGCCUCGGACUCCGCUAUGAUCCUGAACAUGAGGGAUGGAAUCUAAAUUUGAACCAAAACGCGAUCGAUCCGUUGGACUAUUGGGGAGAAUGGGAUAAUCACACAUUCAAUCCUUCGCCGAGAACUUGGCGCUUUCCCUUCUAUUGUAUCACGCUGGAUCGAUACGUUGACGGCGACCCUACAAAUAAUCUGGCAAAUGGCACCAGUUUCGAGCAUGACUGGACGAGCAAUCAGUUCCGAUUCGGUGGAGAUACCAAGGGGAUGAUGAACAAUCUUGACUAUAUACAGGGAAUGGGCAUCAAGGGACCAUUAUCUGACUUCGAACAGGCUAUCUACUUCUCUGGAACUCCGUUCAUCAACAUGCCAUGGAGCAGCGAUGGAUUCGGAGCACUCGAUUUCACGCUGCUCGACCACCACCAUGGAAAGAUUGAAGACUGGAGAGCUCUGAUCUCAGAAAUACAUAGCCGAGGAAUGUACGUGAUAAUGGACAACACUCUCGGAACCAUGGGGGAUCUACUCCAAUGGGUUGGAAACGAGAAUGUAACCGCACCUUUCAAGUGGGACGAGUACGACGUUCGUUACAAGUCUACUCGACAGUACCACGACUUCGCGAUCGGAAACAAUGUCAACACGACCUGCAACUAUCCGCGUAUGUGGGGAGAGGACGGGUAUCCUCUCAAUAACCAAACUGUAUUGGAUGCUAUAGGGCGGCCUUGCAAGGACAGCGAGUUCGAUCAGUAUGGCGACAUGAAGGGCGUCGGUGAAGUUCCAGUAUGGGAAACUCAGCUCGCCAAGUUCGCAGGUGUCCAGGACCGCCUUCGGACAUGGCGCGAAGAUGUUCUCGCCAAGAUCAAUCAUUUUUCUUGCAUGCAAAUUGCUAUGCUGGAUUUGGAUGGGUUCAGGAUGGACAAAGCUGCACAAACGCCUGUUGAUGUGCACGCCCGAUUUUCCGACUACCAAAGAGCAUGUGCAAAACGCUAUGGCAAGGAUAACUUUCUCAUCGUUGGCGAAGUCGUUAGUAAGAUUCCGUAUGCUUCCCUGAUCAUCGGGCGCGGGAAACAGCCAGACAUGCCUUUCGACAACUUUACACAGGCAGUUGCGGCCGUCGCUCCUAGGGACGAUGACAAUUACCUCCGGAAGUUCGGAUCUGUUGCUUUGGAUGGAGAUGCGUUCCAUUACCCGUUUUAUGGUGCGAUGACUCGGUUCCUUGGCUUGGAUGGUCCAAUAGGUCUGGAAGGUGUUGACUUCGUCAAGCUCUGGCAUGACCUCCUUCUGCACACCGACAUGGGCAAUGCGUACACUGGUGCAUUUGACCCACGGUUCUUGUGGGGUAUGACCAACCAGGACGUGUUUCGAUGGCCCGCUCUCGUCAAUGGCACGCAACGCCACAUUCUGGGGCUCACCAUUGCUAAUCUAUUAAUGCCCGGCGCACCUUUUCAACUCUGGGGUGAGGAGCAAGAAUCAUACGUCUUGGAGAAUCAGGCGAGCGACUACAUCUUUGGACGUACUCCCAUGGCUUCACAGCGUGCCUGGCAGCUUCACGGUUGCUACAAGAUGGGUGCGGAGGUCUACGUGGAUAUGCCAUUCGAAAAAGCACUCCACGGCUGCAAAGAUGAUUCCGUCAGUCUUGACCACCGCGACCCAUCACAUUUCAUGCGCAAUAUCCUCAAACGCCAUUAUGAACUCCGGGACCAGUACGCCGUGCUGAAUGACGGCGCUUAUCUUGAGACUUUGUCAGAGCAGACUGUUAAUAUCUAUCUCAACGGCAGUAUGGGCUUGCCGUCACCCACCGGAAUCUGGAGUGUCUAUCGCGGGGCAUUUCCCGAUGCGCAGGACUUUUCGGACAAGGGUGAGCUGGGAAACCAAGGCGUAUGGUUCGUUUACUCGAACGACAACAAGACGGUCAAUUAUACUUUCAACUGCCAGAACGCUACCGAGGGCCUCAUCUCGCCAUUUUCGGCAGGCACUACCGUCAAGAGCUUGUUCUUUCCGUACGAAGAGUACACGCUUGGAACUUCCGCGGCUACACUGAAUCUUGAAGGUUCUACUGAGACUAACGGUUGCCUGGGUAGCCUCGAGAUGCAACCAUGGAGCUACAAGCUGUUCGUACCGAAGGAUAAGUUUGCCGAACCUCGUCCGGCCAUCACUCGAGUUGUUCCGGGGCAUGACGCUCGCCUCCUAUCUCAAGCACGUGAAGAUGAACCUCAAACACUUGCCAUCGAAGUGCAUUUUUCAAGCGAGAUGGACUGCGAGUCUGCAACACGAAACUUUUCCAUUCGCUCGACAACCUCAACCGGGCAGAUCGCGCGUCUAAACACCUCCAGCGUCGUGUGCUCCGAUGUGACAGUACAGAGAGAGCAGCAGUAUGUGGGUCAGAUCGGUACGGCUUGGAAGAUGGUUGGAGAACUCGAGAAUGUCUACGAUGGCAUCCACGUAUACACACUCAACAACAUCUCUGCAGCAAGCACCGACCACUAUACCCAAGCCGUUGACCAUUUCAUGUUCCGCAUUGGUCGACCUGACAACCCGAUGGUGUUCCCUGCAACUGCAAAUUACUCCUCGUCGCUCCUCCACCGCGAUGAGGAAACGGGAGCGCUCACCGUCACUCACAAAGCUACUGGAGCAGAAAAAUGGCAGUACACUCUCACUUGGGGUGUUACGUGGAGCGAUUGGCGCGACUACACUUCUGUCAACGCAAGUAUCUCACCGCAGCCAUGGUCUGGCUCGAAGGACCAGGCAUGGGAAGGCGAGCACAUUGAGGUUCGCUACUGGAGCGAGAUGGCGGGAAGUAUGGAACACGUCAUGCACGGCGAUGUUGGAUCUGCUACUUCUCGUCGUUGGCCACAGAUGCAUGUCACUGGAGAGUGGAACCUGUAUGGCUUUGAUUCAGGUUUACCCGACAAGAUGAAGGAUACAGGUACCGGACAGUGGUAUUUCGAUAUGAUGACUGAGUAUCCAACAGACGUCAUCCUCAGCACAUGGGGCAUCAACCCUGAUGGUCAGCCAGACAAGUCAAAGCUGUUUGGCGACGUUGAUCAGGACGGUGUUCUUGAUUGGCUUCCUCCAACCAGUCUGGGGAAGAACGUUAUCAACAUCACCAACCCAGGAAUGCCUUACGUUGGUGUCAAGCUGAUUGCGAACGAUGGAGAUCUACGCUACACAUAUGAGCCGGUCGGUUCCGCAUGGAGACAGAUCGUCAUCUUCCUCCUCCUGAUAUUGAUCCCCCUUGUUUCCGGAACGUUUGCUAUCUGGCUGUUUCUGAAGUUUUUCUAUCAGGUCAAGUUCAACCAGCGCGGCAUGUCUGAAAAGCGAUCCACCAUCAUGGCCGGCUUACCAACGUUCUCGAGCGCCUACAGACAAAUUGGCGCUUUGAAACCAUGGACACCGAAGCCGAAACCCAUGGCCCUGUCGGACCCCCUACGCCAUGAAGGGUUUGCUCUCCAGAACGAGGGUCAUCGAAAGACGAUCCUCAUUGCAACCAUGGAGUAUGAAAUCGAAGAUUGGGCGCUCAAGAUCAAGAUUGGCGGAUUGGGUGUUAUGGCGUCGCUGAUGGGAAAGAACCUAAAUCACCAGAACCUCAUCUGGGUCGUACCUUGCGUCGGCGGUAUCGAGUACCCAAUGGACGAGAUCGCAGAGCCAAUGCAAGUUACCAUUCUUGGUCAACUGUACAGCAUCAACGUUCAGUACCACCAUUUCCAAAACAUAAAGUUCGUCCUCCUGGACGCACCAGUGUUCCGCGCGCAGACCAAAGCAGAUCCAUAUCCAGCUCGCAUGGAUGACCUUGAGAGUGCAGUCUACUACUCGGCCUGGAAUCAGUGCAUCGCCGAAGCGAUCAAGCGAUUCCCCGAAAUAGACCUGUAUCAUAUCAACGACUAUCACGGGACGCUCGCACCGCUCUAUCUCCUGCCGGACGCCGCACCUCCAUGCUGUCUAUCGCUUCAUAAUGCCGAAUUCCAGGGGUUGUGGUCCAUCAAGCGCCCCAAAGAUCUCGAUGAGAUCUGCAGAACCUUCAAUCUCAGCAAGGAGAUUGUACACAAGUACGUCCAGUUCGGCGAAGUCUUCAACAUGCUGCACGCAGGUGCAAGCUAUCUCCGGAUCCACCAACGCGGGUUCGGCGCUGUCGGUGUGUCAAAGAAGUACGGCAAGCGAUCGUUCGCAAGGUACCCCAUCUUCUGGGGCUUGACCAAGAUCGGAUCGUUGCCCAACCCCGACCCUACGGAUACUGCGCCUUGGAACAAAGAUGACAAGCUGCCAGACUCUAUCGCCAUUGACAACGAUGGUGAAACACAGCGCGGUAUGCUUCGGGCACAGGCGCAGGAGUGGGCUGGUCUACAAGUCGAUCCUAAUGCUGAGCUCUUCGUUUUCGUCGGGCGUUGGUCCCAGCAGAAAGGCAUUGAUCUCAUCGCGGAUGUAUUUCCUUCCAUCAUGGAAAAGAAUGCCAAAGCACAGCUCAUCUGUGUUGGGCCGGUCAUUGAUCUCUACGGGAGGUUUGCGGCUGCCAAGCUGCAGCGUCUCAUGGAGCUGUAUCCAGAGCGGGUAUGCUCCAAACCCGAGUUCACUGUUCUUCCGCCCUGUAUCUUCAGCGGUGCAGAGUUCGCGUUGAUUCCAUCGCGUGACGAACCUUUCGGCUUGGUCGCGGUGGAGUUUGGUCGCAAGGGUGCGCUCGGUGUUGGCUCUCGCGUGGGUGGUCUUGGAACUAUGCCUGGCUGGUGGUUUACGGUCGAAUCAGUCGCGACCAAGCACCUUGUCCACCAAUUUCAAAAGACAAUCAAAGCGGCAAUGGCCUCUCCUAAGGAAGUUCGUGCGACUAUGAGGGCGCGUUCGUCUCUGCAGCGAUUCCCAGUCGCUCAAUGGCUCGAAGGGCUCGAGCUAUUGCAGUCCGGGUCGAUCAGAACGCAUUCGCACGUAACCAACGCGCGUGCUUCCAAAAGGUCUGGUGCAAGCACGCCUGCCAUCUCUUCGCCGCUGCCUUCGGCGCCGGGAUCGACCUUUACCACUCCUGCGAACACUCGGCCUUCUAGUCGCAGGCCCAGCCGCGCUGCGAGCCGUGUCAACAGUCGGGCGACAAGUCCAAUCCGCGAAGAGCUUGAUAUCGAAUCUAUCCCAGCUUUGCCCGCCCCCAGUCCCGCAGUCACUCGACGAUAUGGUCCGAAUGCAUCAGGAUCAAACGACUCGCUAGCGUCCCUUGCAGAGAUCCAUCCUGCUAAUAACUCGAAUGGCUACCCCCUGUUCCCGAUCCCGAGUGCCACUGCGGCGGAAAAUGAAAACUACUUCGCGGGCGGUGACUUGAGGAGGGACAUUGGUCGCGCAGCUGUCUCCCGUAACAUGUCUCGUCAGAACUCUCAGGACUCAAACGUCUCUCAGCCGUCGAGAAGUGAUCCGGUUGAUCUGAUCGAACCGCAUGGUGAUCCGGACAGCCCCAGGUCUGUCGCGUCGUCCUCCGCGCAGGGCUUCAGAUCUCACCCUUCGCCGUCGGUUCUCAGCCUGCAGACCGUAGUCGGAGAAGAGAAGAACUACCGGAUGCAGAACGUCGAGCCCUUCUUCACCGACUCCCAAGGUGUCUACGCGAAGCAGUUCGAUCGCCUUCUUGGUGGGCUUAAUGGGCACACAUCGACCAACGAGCUGUGUAUCGAAGAGUUCAUCGUCAGAUCCGAGAAGAACUGGUUUUCACGCCUCCACGACGCUAAGCUUGGCGUGAAGCGAUCGCACAACAAGCUUACGAAGGUCGAGAAAGAAGACCAUGGGAGCAACAGCAGCAGUAGCAGUGGUUCGAGCGCAUCGGUCCAGAUGGGCAUCGUUGUCGAAGACGAGUUCGAGCUCGGUACCGACCACACACCAACAAAGGGCAUGAAGAGGAUCAUGCAGUACAAGAUCCGCGACUGGCCUGUGUAUUCUUUCCUGCUUGCUCUGGGUCAGAUUCUUUCUGCAAACAGCUACCAGGUCACCCUGCUUUCCGGAGAGAUCGGUCAGACUGCCAGCAAACUCUACGCUGUCGCCAGCAUCUACCUAGCAGGCUCGAUCGUGUGGUGGACGCUAUUCCGCACCUUGCAGUCUCGCUGUGUCAUCGCACUUCCCUUCAUCUGCUACGCUCUUGCCUUCUUAAUCCUCGGGAUGGCCCCAUACGGUUCUUCUAUCUCGGCCCGAGGCUGGAUACAAAACGUCGCAACCGGCCUGUACGCCCUUGCCUCUGGCUCUGGCUCUCUCUUCUUCGCCCUGAACUUCGGCUCCGAAGGCGGCACCGCAACGCACACUUGGGUGUUCCGCGCCUGCGUUGUCCAAGGCACACAGCAAAUCUACGUCACAGUCCUCUGGUACUGGGGCUCGCAUCUCUCCGCGUUGAGCUCCUCGGGGCAGAACCCCACGGGCUUCGCCACCAGCCCCUAUAUCACCGCCGUCACCACACCCGUGGCCUUUCUCCUCGGCGCAAUCGGCAUCUCCCUCUUCCUCGGACUCCCCGACUUCUACCGCAGCUCCCCCGGCAGCGUGCCCAGCUUCUACUCCGCACUGCGCCGCCGCAAAAUCAUCCUCUGGUUCUUCGUCGUUGUCAUCAUCCAAAACUACUUCCUCUCCGCGCCGUACGGGCGCAACUGGCGGUAUCUCUGGACGAGCAACCUUGUACCCGCGUGGGGCAUCGCAAUUCUCGUCGUCGUCUUCUUCGUGCUCGUCUGGAUCGCCGUCUUCACCGUCUUUCAGCGCCUCUCCAUCGAACACUCCUGGAUCUUGCCCAUAUUUGCCAUCGGUCUCGGCGCCCCACGCUGGGCGCAGAUGCUCUGGGGGACGUCCGGCAUGGGGUCGUUCAUUCCGUGGGCGGGCACACCGGCUGUCGGCGCGCUCGUCGGCCGUGCGCUGUGGCUGUGGCUCGGCGUGCUGGAUGCGCUGCAGGGCGUUGGCUUCGGCAUGAUUCUGCUCCAGACUAUGACGCGGUUCCACGUCGUGUUUACACUUACCGCGGCGCAGGUCGUGGGGUCUGUGGCGACGAUGGCGGCGCGGGCAUCUGCACCGGAUCGGCUAGGGCCUGGCGCUGUGUUCCCGAAUCUCGCGCUGAGUUUGGAUGGGCUUGGGGAUGCAGUGUUUUGGGUUGCAUUGGUGCUGCAGGGGGUCGUAUGUGUAGGGUUCUUUCUGUUCUUCAGAAAAGAGCAGUUGGCUAAGCCGUAG